Labrus mixtus (cuckoo wrasse) is the source of this 864-nucleotide messenger RNA. RefSeq names its product type-2 ice-structuring protein-like. NCBI's taxonomy places the organism in Eukaryota, Metazoa, Chordata, Actinopteri, Labriformes, Labridae. The record is from RefSeq and is a predicted model, not a curated record. Bases 316 to 741 code for a protein of 141 amino acids. The transcript is spliced from 5 exons.
AUCACUUGUCUUAUCUUGAAAUUGACCACAGGCUUCCCUGGAACUUAGAAUGAAAUUGGUAUUUGCCCUAGGUGUGUUGUUGGUGUACGUGGCCUCGUCAUGUUUGGUUACUGGAGUGUUUAAGGGCUGGUCUGUGUUUGGUUCAGCAGCUCCACACCGAAGGGCGGAGGAGAUCAUUCUGCUUUAUUACCAUCCUCUCUCUCUUACAGAUAGUAUCAGUUUGGUUGUCUUCCUGCUGCUAAAGAUUUAGUGACAUUUUCGUCUCUGUUUGUCAGAGGUUACCAUUAUUAUCUUUACACCCGGGGCAUCUUCACCAUGAACCUGCUGACUGCUUCUCUGUUGUUCUGUGCCAUGAUGGCUCUCACCCAAGCCUUCAUAUGUCCUCCAGGCUGGAUAAAGUACGAUAUUCGUUGUCUGCUCUACGUUCCAGAAACUAGGACUUGGUCUGAUGCUGAGAGUCACUGUCAGUCCAUGAAUGGAGGCCUGGUAGCUGCACUAAAGAAUCAAUUUUCUGAAAAUAUCGAUGACAUCAUGGAGCAGAUUGGUCCUGAGAUUCCUCAACUCUUGGUCGGAGGCUGUAAUACAGAUAGCUCCUCUUGGGACUGGUCUACAUUUGGCUGGUACGGAGCACCCAGGAACCCCAGCUGUAUAAAGAGAACCUGUGAAGGAUCAUGGGAAUGCAUCGAUGCAGUACAGUGUAAAGAUGAACUGCCUUCCAUCUGCAGUAUAACUCUCAUGUAAUCCCUGAGCUUAAAGAGAAGCACAGACACAGGCUGACGUGUCUUUGUGCCAUCAGUCUCUUCUGCAGGAUUACCUUUUCUUUCUUUCUUGUGUUCUGCACAUUAAAACCUUAAGCAUUGAAAA